AUGACUAGACAUACCUUACUUGACAUGGACUUUACAAAUAUGUGUGACCCCACCCCUGUGUUGUGUCCAUCUGAUAACCAGCAAUAUGAAGCCAAUGCCUGUGCCCCAAACGAUAGCCCCGGAUCAUCAAACCCUCCACGUACUGUUUCGUCUAAAGAGGCGCCAUCUAGUAACUUAGAAGCGACUAUACUGCAUCAGUUAUCAACAGUAGUGGAACAAUUGGAACUUCAAAGAAAGAGAAUUGACGAAAUUGCAGCUACAAAAACAUCGCCCGAUUCUGUGAAUAAUAUGUCUAAUAGUGAACAAGUAGUGAAUACAAAUGGGGCAGGGUACGUGGUAGGCAGAAUCAGUGGUGACUUUGCUGCAAAAUUAUGUGAAAACUUGUCUAAAACUAGAUCAAAGGAUGCCUUUUGUGAUGCUCUUUGUGACGAUCGAGAUAUGGUGUGGCAGAUUCAGAGAACCAGACCAACAAAUGUUGAGGAUGCUGUAAGGUUAGCCGUAGAGUUAGAGGCACACCGUUCCGCCUGUGACACUCAGCCAGGGAAAAUCCGAAGUGUAGAUACACCACCUGAGUUAGUUGAGCUACAAAAUAUGAAGAAGAAAAUCAGUGAUAUGAACGCGUCAAUAGAGAAGUUCAAAAGUGACCAACGAAAAAUGAGUGUGGUAAAUACAAAACAACCUGAGCAUAAAAACCAAUCUCCAGGUAAUACCAAUAAUUAUAACACCAGUAGAGGGGCGACAAAUGGAAAUGGAAGUGCCAGUUUUAGAAAUCAGCGCUAUGACCAUAACAACAGGUGGCACCAUGCUCGUUCGGGUCAUGGUAGUCGUGCAAAUAAAAGAGCCUUUGGCACCCCCAAUGAAACUGGUCUUCACAUAAAGAGUAUCAUACAAUCAGUGAAUGUAAAUGCCCUUAUUGAUACUGGGGCUACAAUAAGUUUCUUAUCAAAGAAGUCCUUCGAUUCUAUUCCACGAAAUAAUCGACCAGAACUAAAAUAUGUGGCUGCUAGAUAUAGUACAGCGAACGGUGGGCUUAUGGCGAUUUAUGGCAAAGCUGAUUUUUUAAUUGAAAUCUAUGGUCAUAACUAUCCCCAUACAUUGGUUGUAGCUGACAUUGGCUCUCAGUGCAUUCUUGGACUGGAUUUUAUGAAUGCCAAUGAAGUCACCAUCAAUCUAAAAAGAAAGACGAUAACGUUGAAUGGUAAUACAUACGAAACUCAUCUAGAAGAACCUGGUAUAUGUCGUGUGUCUCUGUGUGAAAAUACAUGUGUUCCAUCUGGACAUGAGGUGGUUGUUAAUGGAUAUAUCCCUUUGGAAUGUGUCAAAUGA
Molecule: messenger RNA, 1326 nt
Organism: Lottia gigantea (owl limpet)
Lineage: Eukaryota; Metazoa; Mollusca; Gastropoda; Lottiidae
Exons: 2
Coding region: 1-1326 (441 amino acids)
Biological process (GO): proteolysis
Molecular function (GO): aspartic-type endopeptidase activity
Source: RefSeq, a predicted model, not a curated record